Molecule: messenger RNA, 1782 nt
Organism: Bipolaris zeicola 26-R-13
Lineage: Eukaryota; Fungi; Ascomycota; Dothideomycetes; Pleosporales; Pleosporaceae
Exons: 3
Coding region: 1-1782 (593 amino acids)
Cellular component (GO): cytoplasm; nucleus
Molecular function (GO): mRNA binding
Source: RefSeq, a predicted model, not a curated record
AUGUACUCGUCGGGCUACGACCACAACACGUCGCGGUCGCCCAUUGCCCAACGAUCCCAGCCCCAAACAGGCUCUUUGCACCGCAUGCCAUCGCGCCAGUUCGACGCCUACGGCCAAGUCCCGCAACAGCAAAACAUGUACGCCCAAGACGACCACCAGCGCCCCUACGACCACCAGCGCAACUACGAGCGCCUCAACCAGACCAUGCACGCUGGCGCUGCCUACGGCGCCUACGACAUGGGCUCUGCCACCGCCUGGAACACGAAUGCUUUUGCCCAAAACGGCUCUCUGGGCUCCCUGGGAGGUGCCGCCCAAGCCCGCAUCAAGUCGCAGCAGCGUCAAGGAGGCCGCAGCGCACUACCAUCGGGAUGGAUGGACCAGCAGCCUCAGGGUCUGCCCAGCUUCGCCCUCGGUAACUCCAACCUCAACACCAUGCAGAACACGAGCUACGGCCAUGACGUCGACGAGGAACUCAUCCCCACGGCCAUCGUCAUCAAAAAUAUCCCUUUUGCAGUCAAGAAGGAGCAACUGGUUUCGCUCAUGACAGAGCUGCGCCUGCCCCUUCCUUACGCCUUCAACUACCACUUUGACAAUGGCGUUUUCCGAGGUCUGGCCUUUGCCAACUUCACCACCGCAGAGGAAACCGCUGCCGUCAUUGAGUCGAUGAACCACUUUGAGCUCAACGGCAGGAAGCUGCGCGUCGAGUACAAGAAGAUGCUGCCCCUUGCCGAGCGUGAGCGCAUCGAGCGAGAGAAGCGAGAGCGACGCGGACAGCUCGAGGAACAACACCGGCCGCUUGGUGGCGGUCUUCAGUCCCAGGCAUCCUUUGGAUCUCUUGCCUCCCACAUGCCUGCCACAUCACCCUCACCCGUUUCAGCCAUGAGGGGCAGUGGACAAAAGACUGUCGAUGUUGACCUCAAUGACCCGCAAUCACUACAAUUUUACACCCAGCUUCUUCUGUUCAAGGAGGCCAAGGAUCGCGAUAGCAUGACUUUCCCCGCCAACCUGGCUCCUCUCCAGCGCCGUACCAUUCACACCUUGGCCCAUCAGCUCGGGCUUGCGCACAUUUCAAAAGGCACUGGUGAUCAGCGCCAGGUGCACAUCUUUAAGGUUUAUGAUACUCAGGGGCUCAGCCCCCCAAUGCCGCAAAUGGCCAGCAACCCUCUUGAGCAACCGCGCCGCAAUUUGAACCGCGCGGCCACGACAGAUUUCAGCGAUGUACGCGCAGAGGGUGGCUUUUAUAACGCCUUCAACAGGCAGCCAUCAGGUCUUCUCGGAUUCCCUGAUUCGCCUGGCGGCCUUAACGCGGUGCCCAAUCUUCGUGGCGCCAAGUCUUACGCAGAUCUCAGAUCUUACACGCCGUCACCUGCCCCUUCUACUGCUAGCCACCCCAUUGGUCGACCAGGUGGCAUCUCGCUCGAGGGUCUUGGCUAUAGUGGAAGCUCCACGAACCCCAAUGGCACCCCGACAAACAGCUCCAUGUCGCAGCGUGACGAUGGUUUACUAGAAAGGGAGAUGAGCCGAAUGCAGCUUUCAUCAGGAUACCCGCAGAACAGCAGCCCCCGAUCCUUGCGACAGAUGACGUCUUGGGACGCCCCUGGCCCAAUUGGCGGACACCGUACCUUUAGCACCAACUACGAUGACAGGCCAUCCCGACAACCUCGCGGACCGCUUCCUGAGCGAGGACAGGGCUUCAGCCGCCCGCGACAGAAUGGACACCAGAAUCGUGGCAGCGACGAGCUAUCAUCGCAAUCCAAUGUGGAGAUUCUUGUCGGCCAGUAG